This is a messenger RNA of Procambarus clarkii (red swamp crayfish), 1008 nucleotides long. Its product is annotated as DNA-directed RNA polymerase II subunit RPB1-like. NCBI's taxonomy places the organism in Eukaryota, Metazoa, Arthropoda, Malacostraca, Decapoda, Cambaridae. The record is from RefSeq and is a predicted model, not a curated record.
AUGUACAACCCGAAGCCCUGCAUGUACAACCCGGAGCCCUGCAUGUACAACCCGGAGCCCUCCAUGUACAACCCGGAGCCCUGCAUGUACAACCCGGAGCCCUGCAUGUACAACCCGGAGCCCUCCAUGUACAACCCGGAGCCCUGCAUGUACAACCCAGAGCCCUGCAUGUACAACCCGGAGCCCUCCAUGUACAACCCAGAGCCCUGCAUGUACAACCCGGAGCCCUGCAUGUACAACCCAGAGCCCUGCAUGUACAACCCGGAGCCCUGCAUGUACAACCCGGAGCCCUCCAUGUACAACCCGGAGCCCUGCAUGUACAACCCAGAGCCCUGCAUGUACAACCCGGAGCCCUCCAUGUACAACCCAGAGCCCUGCAUGUACAACCCGGAGCCCUGCAUGUACAACCCGGAGCCCUCCAUGUACAACCCGGAGCCCUGCAUGUACAACCCGGAGCCCUCCAUAUACAACCCGGAGCCCUGCAUGUACAACCCGGAGCCCUCCAUGUACAACCCGGAGCCCUGCAUGUACAACCCAGAGCCCUGCAUGUACAACCCGGAGCCCUCCAUGUACAACCCAGAGCCCUGCAUGUACAACCCGGAGCCCUGCAUGUACAACCCGGAGCCCUCCAUGUAUAACCCGGAGCCCUGCAUGUACAACCCGGAGCCCUGCAUGUACAACCCGGAGCCCUCCAUGUACAACCCGGAGCCCUGCAUGUACAACCCGAAGCCCUGCAUGUACAACCCGGAGCCCUCCAUGUACAACCCGGAGUCCUGCAUGUACAACCCAGAGCCCUCCAUGUACAACCCAGAGCCCUCCAUGUACAACCAGGAGCCCUCCAAGUACAACCCGGAGCCCUCCAUGUACAACCUGGAGCCUUCCAUGUACAACCUGGAGCCCUACAUGUACAACCUGGAGCCCUCCAUGUACAACCCGGAGCCCUCCAUGUACAACCCGAAGCCCUCCAUGUACCACCUGGAGGCUCCCCCCCCCCCCCCCCAUGUAUAA